UGUUCCUCACUCUCCUCUCUCUCUCUCUCUCUCUCUCGUGACUCCAUCUCCCGCUCCCUCUUCCCACUAGCGCUCGCCACCGCUCCCUCUCUAGGCUCCCCAGAUCUAGCGAGGAGGCUAGCUGACCAGCACCACCACCAACACCUCUCUGUCUCCUAAUACCACCACCAAUCCUCUUUCUCUCUUGGUGCCCAGAUCUAGCGAGAAGGUCGGCCACCACGUCCAGAUCUGGCUAGUAGCACAAGCUCUCUCCACUCUCUCUCGCCCUCCGUCCCUCGUCGGUGCUCGCACCGCUCGCGUGGCCGGUGGCGGCUCUGGCAGGGAGGUAGUGGCGGUGGCAUGGGUGUCACUAAUGCUUUAGCAAUUCCCUCUUCUGCUCCAAUGGAUACCCUACACCCUCAUAAAGAUAAGAAAAGGAGCACAAGACCCAAAAGCCAUCAUGAAGGCAAGCAUGAUACAACUAAGGAUAUUUAUUACACCAUCAUUGACACCAGUAUCGAUAAAUGGAAGGCCACCAAAAAAUCAUUCUGUGGUGAUGACUUCAGAAAGGUCCCUAGCAAAAAUCCUGAGGAGACCUUUGAACAACAUGACUCUGUCAUAAAGGGAAAGCGAAGGUUUAGUCUCAUCUCCAAGUUGCAAGAAAACUAUGAGAAGGAGAAGGUGAAAGAAGUCAUCUUACAGGAAAAGAGCGCAGAAGUCAAGAAUAAUCAUGAAAUUGAGCGUACCAAAAGUGUAGACAAGGAGAGGUCCCGAAGCGUUGAUAUCACUACCAUUGACACUAGUAUUGAUGGAUGGAAAUUCACCAAAAAACUCACCUAUAGGGGAGGAUGGAAGGUUGCUCACAAAAAAUCAAUGGUGGACUCUAAACAAGAGGAUGCCUAUGAGGAGGAGAAGGAGGAGAAAGUUACUACCUCACAGGACUAGAUGCUCUCAACCAAUACCAGAAGACAAUGGUGAUACCGCUGUUCACAUAAUAGUCAUAAGAAGAAAAAAGAUCUGAGACAUCACAACACCGGUUUAAAGGAGGAAAUUAGCAAAGGAUUAUGUAGGGAAAAAGUAUUGUCAUUUUUUGUUAUCGAUGAAUUAUGUUGACUUAGUCACAAUCAAUUUGUUUUAUCAUUUCUAUCCAUUAAAGUCGUCAUUAAAUUCAUAUA
Sorghum bicolor (sorghum) is the source of this 1154-nucleotide messenger RNA. RefSeq lists its product as uncharacterized. Bases 340 to 924 code for a protein of 194 amino acids. Lineage: Eukaryota; Viridiplantae; Streptophyta; Magnoliopsida; Poales; Poaceae. The transcript is spliced from 3 exons. The record is from RefSeq and is a predicted model, not a curated record.